AUGCAGGUGACGUGCGAUCUCGACCAGGAUGUGCUAGCUUCGCGAUUCGACACGGCUGGCACCCCCAAUGGGCAAUGGGCCUUGAUAUUUCUCGCAUCCUCGCCUUCGAGAUGGGAAAGCAGAAGUUGUAAUCUGAUUGACGCAUGCGACAUGUGGUCUCUUUUGCAGGUCCUUGUGAAGACGCCGUCCGCAGAUGGUAAAUACGAUGUCUAA
This is a messenger RNA of Pyrenophora tritici-repentis Pt-1C-BFP, 213 nucleotides long. The record is from RefSeq and is a predicted model, not a curated record. NCBI's taxonomy places the organism in Eukaryota, Fungi, Ascomycota, Dothideomycetes, Pleosporales, Pleosporaceae.